UCGGCUGACUGUCAUCUCUAAUACCCAACCGGCAAAAACAAAUAUUACACAAGUAACAGAAAACAUUAUCUUAAAUAAAAACAGAUAUUUGAUAACAAAAACCUAGCAAAAUGGUGAGACUGAGGAUGCCCUCAAACCGGACCCUGGGCAAUAUUUGUGUCUAUGGCGCCGUGGCCUCCAUAUCCGCUGUAAUGUACAUGCGCUGGAAGAUGGAGGAUCGGGUGAGAAACUGCGAGUACUACAAACUGGCCUUAAAAGCCCUAAGGAGCCAUCGAGGGGCUGUGGGGCUACUGGGAGAACCCAUCAAGGAUUCUGGCAUUGACCUGUCCAAUGCCAACAACAAUUGCAAUGCGGAGAUGGCUCAUUUCGAGGUUUCCGUGCGGGGCAGUAAAGACAAAGGCACGCUCUUCUUCUGGGCCUCCCAUAAACCAGAUAGCGGCUGGCUGAUCGACCGACUGGAGCUGGAAACGAAACUUAAUCCUGAGAAGCGAUUUUUGCUCAAAAAAUCCGAGGAGUUAACUUUCGAUCUUCCGGAAAGUAUAAGCAAGCUUCCUGCCCAGGAAAUAGAUUCUAAAGUUAGUCUUUCCGAAACGCAUUCAAAGUAACCAAAGCAUCCGAUUCAAUUAGUUUAUUCUCUUUAAAUUUGACUAAUUCAAGCAAUCUUAAAUGUUUUAUAGUUAUGUUAUUUUAAUUACAAAUUUAUUGUUUUUAUAAAAUCAAA
Drosophila ficusphila is the source of this 721-nucleotide messenger RNA. RefSeq lists its product as uncharacterized. Gene Ontology annotation, biological process: mitochondrial respiratory chain complex IV assembly; mitochondrial respiratory chain complex I assembly. The coding region runs from base 111 to 605 and encodes 164 amino acids. Gene Ontology annotation, cellular component: mitochondrial inner membrane. The record is from RefSeq and is a predicted model, not a curated record. The transcript has 2 exons. NCBI's taxonomy places the organism in Eukaryota, Metazoa, Arthropoda, Insecta, Diptera, Drosophilidae.